Lactuca saligna is the source of this 2529-nucleotide messenger RNA. Lineage: Eukaryota; Viridiplantae; Streptophyta; Magnoliopsida; Asterales; Asteraceae. The record is from the annotation of a GenBank genome assembly.
AUGGCUGGUCCAUCUAAUGCAAAAGGAUCAACUUACAUUCAAGUAGAUGUUCAUUACGAUGGAAUGUUUUCCCCCAUUCCUCAUCUUAUAUACUACCUGAAUCAAAAAACGUCAAUUACAGAUGUCGAUUUUGGUGGAUUAAAUUUCAAGGAGUUCAUUUAUGUUCUUGAGGAUGUCACAAAGGGGAAGUGUCCUGUUGUCUACUACUGUCUUGGGCAUAAGUCAAUGCGUGAUGGGUUGACACCACUGAAAAACAAUGAUGACUACAGGAGGUUUCUUGAUGCUGCACAUGGUAACGAGGGAAAGAUUAAUGUAUAUAUUGAUCACUACAACGAUUCGGUGCUUGACUGGAUAGAGGAAGAAAAGGAAGAAAAAAGUGUUGAUAGUGAAAGCUCUGAUGAAGAUAAAGACUCGGUCAUGUCUGAUGCUCUAUCUGUUGAUCAUGAACCCGAUGAAGAGGUAAUACCAUUGACUAAAUCUGAUGAUCCCUUUCUUAACUAUAUUAGUGUUGUCCCUAGAGAUGAUUUUGUUGAUGAGGAUGAUGAUUCAGAUAAUGGAACCAAAGAAGCCCCAAUUUAUCCUUUUCAUGACUCAACUCAGAAAUGGGAUACAAUGCAACCCAUCCUUGGUAUGAGGUUUUGUAACCCUCAAGAACUUAAACAGCUUGUCUCAAACUAUGUAGUAGCAAACGGUUUUAACCUUUGGUAUGAAAAAAAUGAUAAAACUAGGUUGCUAGUCAGGUGUUGUAAAACUAGUGAAGGAAAGGCAGCAUGUCCUUUUAGACUAUGGGCUACUUGGAUGAGCAGUGAAAAGUUAUUCCAAAUUAAGUCCUUACAUAAUGAGCAUAACUGUGCUAGAACCUUCAAGUUUGGGUCAGUUGUUACUUACUCAUGGAUAGGGAAACAUUUUGUUAAUGAUAUUUUAGAAAAUCCCAAAAUGAGUUGUAGGGAAAUGAGGGAUAAAGUUAGGGAAAUUUUCAAUGUGAAGGUUAGUGUUGGACAAUGCAGGAAUGCAAAGAAGUUUGCACUUAAUGAGAUCGAAGGCAGUUUGAACACACAUUAUGAAAAAUUAUGGAGUUAUGGAGCUGAGAUAUUAAGAGCCAAUCCAGGGUCAACAGUGAAAAUUGGGACGGAUACAAUGCCUGAUUCCACAAUUUAUUUUUCUAGGAUGUAUGUUUGUAUCAAAGGUGUAAAGGAUGGUUGGAUUGAAGGAUGCAGGAGGGUUAUAGGUGUAGAUGGUUGCUUUUUAAAAGGUAUUUGCAGAGGUGAGCUUCUUUCAGCUGUAGGUAGAGACACUAACAACCAUAUUUACCCCAUUGCUUGGGCAGUAAUUGCAGGUCUUAUUGAGGAUGUUAAAGAAAGAGUACCAGAUGCUAAGCAUAGGCAAUGUGCUAGGCACGUCUAUGCUAAUUUCAAGAAAAAAUUUAAGGGUGCUGCAUAUAGGAAGCUUUUUUGGAGGGCUGCAAAGGCCACAACUGUGCAGAGGUUUGAAGGUAUAAUGAAAGAGAUUAGGGUGAUUGAUAUACAAGCAUAUGAUCACUUGAUGGAAAGAGAUCCAAAAUCCUGGUCUAGGGAUUUUUUUGUAUUGGACAGGUCUUGUGAUGCCAUUGAGAAUGGUAUUUGUGAAUCUUUUAAUGCUGUAAUUGUGCAUGCUAGGAAAAAGCCGAUUAUAACAAUGUUAGAGGAAAUUAGGAGGUAUUGGUAUGUAAUUCCCAGUGGAGUGCAACAAUUUGAGGUGAGGUCAAUACAUGAAGUUUAUGCUGUGUACUUGAACCAAAGAACAUGUGCAUGUAAAGGAUGGCAACUAAGCGGUAUACCAUGUAUACAGGCCAUGGCUGCUAUUAGUUAUCUAAAUGAGAAUGUGGAAGACUAUGUGGCAACUUGGUUCAUAACAGAAAUGUUUGGAAAUUGCUAUAAGUAUACAAUUAAUCCUUUAAAUGGAAGUGAAAUGUGGCCAUCUUGGGAAGGUCAACCUAUGUUGCCCCCGAAACGUAAAAGAUUACCUGGCAGACCUAAAGUCAACAGGAAGAAGGCUGCUUCAGAAAAAGAAGGUCAUCAUACUAUUAGCAAGAAAGGGGCUAUUACAAAAUGCAACAUCUGUAGAGAACCAGGACACAACAAAAUAACAUGUCCACUGUCCAAAGAAGGACCAAGUACUAAAGCCAAAAAGAAGAAGGGUAAACAUGUUCCUGAUGUUGAGGAUGAGUCUAAAUUUGAGAUUGAAGAGAUGGCUGAAGAUGAAGAUGAGUAUGAAUCUGAGUCUGAAUCUGAGAUUGAAGAGCUGGCUGAAGAUGGUGAUGAACCUGAUCAGGGACAAGUUGAUGAACAAGUUGUUGAAGCUGCUAUUGAACCUGUUGUUGAAGCUGUUGUUGAACCUGUUGUUGAAGCUGUUAUUGAAACUGAUCAGGAACAAGUUCAUGAACCUGAUCAGAAACAAGUUCAUGGACCUGUUGUUGAGGAACCUGCUGCACAACCCGUUGUUGAAGUUGAACAAAGAGCACAACCAUUGAAGAGGAAAAGGAAAUACUAA